Molecule: messenger RNA, 1530 nt
Organism: Carassius carassius (crucian carp)
Lineage: Eukaryota; Metazoa; Chordata; Actinopteri; Cypriniformes; Cyprinidae
Product: MOB kinase activator 2-like
Exons: 5
Coding region: 267-983 (238 amino acids)
Biological process (GO): positive regulation of protein phosphorylation; signal transduction
Cellular component (GO): nucleus; cytoplasm
Molecular function (GO): protein kinase activator activity
Source: RefSeq, a predicted model, not a curated record
GUGGAACCUGUCCGUCUACUUCACCAGAGACACACGGAGAGACUCAGCCUGAAGUGCAAGACACACAAAGAACAGCGGAGAGCGGAGAGAACAAACACACAUUUACUAGAAACCAGAAAGAAUGCUGGACAGAGCGACAGUCUGGACGUAGACCACCGGACUGGACAUCAAGUAGAUGAAGACAGCACACGGUGUGUUUGUUUACUUGACAGGUGCAUCAGUGUGUUUGAGUUUGAAUGAGGCGUGUGUGUUUCUGAGUACCUUUAAUGGGUAGAAGCAUCCUGGAUAUGGGGGGAUGUCAGAGUUACAGCAGCUCUGAUGAAGAGGAUGUCAGCGCUCUGAAGGCAAACUACACCAAUGUCAGCCUAUUCAGAUUAAAGAAUAAAAGUCUACAUUUAGUCCCAUCUGCUGAGGUCAAACCUUACCUGAAAGAUCACUUCCUGUCCAGACGCAUCACUGAUCUCGACCUUUUGACCCUCUCUGCCCUUCCACACGGCCUCGACCAGCAGGAGUGGAUAGCAACAAACACGGUGUCAUUUUUCCAGCACACUACCCUCUUCUUCAGCGCUCUGUCUGAUUGUUGCUCAAUUACAACGUGUCCAGCAGCCAAAAGCUCAGGAAACCUUUUGUAUGAAUGGACGGACGAUCAGGGGAAGAAACUAAAGUGUUCAGCUCCGAUCUACAUCGACUACGCCUUGUCCUACAUCCAGGAGAUACUCACAGAUGAGCGUGUGUUUCCUACCAAGAGCGGGUCAUCGUUCCCUUCUGGAUUCAUGUUCCUGAUUCAGAAGAUCUUUUUGAUGCUCUUCCGUACGUUGGCUCACCUGUUCAGCAUCCACUACAAAGAAGCCAUCGCUGUGGAGAUACACCCGCACCUCAACACACUCUUCACACACUUCAUCACCUUCAGCCACACAUUCAGACUGCUGGAGCCCUCAGAGACGGCGCCAAUCGAUGAGAUCAUUGCAGUGCUCACAUGCUGACACACAAACACAAGGAAUAUACGUGUAAGCCUGUGAAUCAGAAAAUUCACAAAUGGGACACUCUACAGCUUUGGCACCUAAUGGACACGUGUAAGUGAAGAGCACAAGACUGUAAGUCCACACGUCCAAAUCAAGUGCACUGUUUAGGACAGUUCCUUUUUUGAUCUUACAUGAAGAAUCCCUUUGAUGUUUUGUCCCAGUAGAACUAGAGUGUGUCAAUCAACUUCAGACUGAGCUCUGAUUGGACAGUGCAGCAGGCCCCGCCUAUGAGUAGUUUUUUAGUGCCAACUGUGAACAGUGAGCAAUUUUCUUUUGCCGGGAUGAAAUUCUUAGGAAUCUGGGAGCACUUGGAACUGCAAAUUAUGGCCAAACUAUUGCCAAUUUGUGUGGUUGUCUGCCACAACCAAUGAAAAAAAAGAUACACUGUCAUUUAAAACUUUAAGCUCACUUUUUUUUGCUGAAAGAAAUGAUUACUUCUGUUCAUCAAAGAUGCAUUAAAUUGAUCAAAAGUGAUUCGGUGACAGUAAAUAAAUUUGUGUUACAAAUA